CACCACUUAGAACUUCUGGAGGCGAUUCAGUCGAAUCAAGGAUCACUACCUGCCAAUGACAUCCAACAACAACCAAUCCAACCUGAACGCACUGCCGAACCAUUGUCUGAACCUGCAAAUGAAUUUGAUGAAAAUCAAUAUGAUGAUUAUGAUGGUGACGGUGAUGAUGAUGGGCGUGAUGAUGGUGAAGAAGAAUUCGAUGGUGGUAAUGCCUUUGACCAUUUCAACAAUGAUUUUAACAACGGAGGGGAAUCUGAUGAUGAUAGCGAAUCUAAUGAACCUCCCGUUCCUGUUAACGACGUCAACAACGGCUCUAAUGGUGAUGGUGGUGAUGGUGGUGAUGAUGGUAAUGAUGAAUAUCUUGAUUUGAGUGGUGAUGUCAACGACAAUCCAGCAUAUCCUUUCAAAAAUGAAUACAUAAUGCAUGCCCUUCUUUUCUUCAAGUCUGGUAGCUUUAAGUAUUCAGAAGUCCAAAUCAAAUCAGUUCUUGAUUUUGGUAAAUAUAUGGCUGAAAUUGCAAUCAAAGAGUACAGAGCUCAACUAGCUUUGGAUCCUUCUGAUGUUAUUUAUGAUUUCCGUGGUUAUCCCACUCCCCACAGCGUUUCCAGAUUUCACAAAUCCAAGAAAUGUUGUAUACCUUGUUUUCCUCAUGCUCCCCAUUCAGCUGACGCCUCUGCUCCUGCUCCUGCCUCUACCUCUGCUCCUGCCUCUACCUCUGCUCCUGCCUCUACCUCUGCUUCUGCCAAUACCUCUGCUCCUGCCACUGAUCCUGCUGCAACAACAAAUACAACUGCUUCUGCACCCGCUGUUCCUGUUGUUGUCGCAUCAAAGCCUGACUUGUUUCUUAAUGAUGUAUCUGAACACUUGCGACUUCUCGUAGGUAAUCCCUGUAUGUCUGGUUUCCUGUCAGAUCUUCCUGAUCGAACACCUAACCAACGAAUCAAGCUAAGUCAAGGUGAAAAGUGGAAUUGUGAUAGAUUGUUUGAGCAUCCUAUGAUAAUUACUGGUCCAAAUCUUCAACUCUGGGUAUCGGAUAAAGUCUCUUUGCUGUCUGAGAGCAAUAUUCCUCUUCGUGAUCGCCAUUAUUUCAAAGUGGCCAAGAUAUUCCAAAUAUCAAAAGUUGUGAACGUUGAUUUGUAUCCAAUUAAAUCCGAUAAUAAUCUUGAAAUGUGCUGUUUAUACGACAUCCUUCUCCACUGUCCCAUAACCGACCUUGACAUCAAUAAUGUCUUUCGUGCCGAACAUGAAUCCUUCGAUGCAUUUACUAGCUUACAACAAAUAAAUGGUGACGAUUAUCUUUGUUCUAGAGAUGUUGUUGCUAAUACUCGAUUGAUUCGCGCUCAUCAUGACAUGAUUGAUACUGGUAAUAAGUACAAGCGUCCACUGCCCAUUAGAUCACGUAUAAGAAGCAUAAAUCCCAAUUCGCCAAACUACCAGGUCGUUAGAGUAAUUCCGUACAACCUUUUCUCUGAUGAUACCAGUGGUAAUUCCACAUCAAAAUGGAAUUGUUUCGAUUCGUGGUCGAUGAAUCCUGCCGCUGUUCCUCUUAGUUUGCCUUCCCUUGUCCCCGAUUUAAAGAAACUGGAAACUGGUCUGCCGAUGUUUGAUGCUAUUCUCAAGGAAGAAGUCUUUGUUCUUGCUCCUCUUUUGUUUAUCAAGGCUGACAAUCCUCGUCAUGCCGAGGUUUCUUGUUUGAAAGCUUCAACAGCUACUUAUCCGUGUAGAAAAUGCUUCUGGUGUCGACAUGCUGAUGCUUUUGAUCCUAAUAGAAUUACCACGGCCGAAGAACACAUGUCAGUUCCAAGAGAAAAAGGUCACUGGAUGAGUUUAUUUCCAAGCGAUGACUCGGAUAGUACUGAUUUCUCGAUACGUGUUCGUAACAGACAGGGUGAUUAUAUCAUGGUCGAAAACUUGAUGGACCUCGGCUUCAAGGAAACUGCUGGCAAAAGGCUUUUGACGUUGUCUUCUUGGGAUCCUAGCAAGGAUACACCGGUAGAAAUUCUGCAUGGCCUAUGUCUCGGUUUAAUCAAAUACACGUUCAACAAAGCUGCUGAUUGCUUUUUCAACAAGAAGCAGGUUGAUCGCAUUAGUAUUUUGUGUGCAAAGUAUGGGUCUAAGGCUUUUACCAAUUUGUCGACGCAUCUCAAAGGAUACAAAAGCUUUCUUGGAAGAGACUUCAAACUUAUGAUUCAGAUGCUCCCAAUUGUUCUCAGAGUUGCUCGUGGCCACAUUGAUUUCCUCAACCUUCGUAAUGAUCAAUUCCACCGAAUGGAUAACGUUAUUAGUACUUUUGACAAGCUUGGUGAGCUUUGCUCAUUGUGUUAUAACUGUGAAAUACAUACCAACUUUUCUGCCUAUCUCGAUUUAUUGCGUCAAUCCGUUGAUGAUACUGUUAUUGCUCUGGGUAACCUUGAUCGUACCGUUGUUCCCAGUAACCGACGUACUCGUGGAGAGCCAGCAACAGCAACGACAACUGCAUCAGUGCCCAGUCAAACUACUUCUGAAGAGAUCUAUGGUCUUUCAGGUGAACAAUCUAAUGGUGCUACGAUUCCAUACGCCAAAACUGGUGGUCCAUUGUGUAAUCGUUUAAAGACUCAUUUGAUAGUCCAUUUGGUAGAGGAUUGUCUUCGAUUUGCUUCUCCUAUGCUUCUCGCAACUGAAAAGAACGAGCAAUUCAACAAACACAUUAGGGCAAUUGUCAUGAAGACCAACAAACAAAACCCUUCUCGUGAUUUGGCUCUUAUUAACGGUCGUGAGGUAAUGCUGAGAAGUAUUGCGAUGGGUCUUGUUUGGGAUAACGGUAUGAAAACUCGUGGUAGUCUGGUCAAAGCGUGGUUUGAUAGGUACAGUGAGGACAUGUACUAUUCUGCUAAUCGGGAAUUCGGCAGUACUGAAUAUAUUGCUGGAAAGAAGAUUGCUUUGAACAUGACGGCUAUUCUCGAUGUUGACUUGGAUUCUCUUGGGGCGCGUCGUCUGCUUGGAAAGGUGGUAAAACUUCGCGGCGAUCAGGCUAUUGUUGAGGUGUAUGAACUUGUUCCCAGGCCAGCCUUCGUGAUUCACGAUGACAGUAGCCUCAUUUCUGUCUAUCAAGCUGACGAAGGUGGUAAUCUCCUCACCAAGAAAACUGAAGAAAUCUUGGACUUGCUGGAGUAUAAACUGACUGUGGUGGAAUUACUUGACAUGUCUCAGGAAACUGAGAUUGACACUGUCAAGUAUUCUCUUAUCAACAAGUGCAAGUUCGGUACUUUCUGGUGGCUCCAUAACACUAAUCGUUAUUUCAAAAUUUUAGAAAAUGAAAGAAACUAAUCAUUUUGUUUUUUUUACAUGUCAUUUUUUCAAAAAAAAUAAAAGUCUCUUCCAUUUUGUUAUCCAAUAAAAAUGCUUAGC
This is a messenger RNA of Mucor mucedo, 3387 nucleotides long. RefSeq lists its product as uncharacterized. The record is from RefSeq and is a predicted model, not a curated record. The annotation marks the transcript as partial. Lineage: Eukaryota; Fungi; Mucoromycota; Mucoromycetes; Mucorales; Mucoraceae. The transcript is spliced from 4 exons.